AUGGUGCAUACCAAGGCAGCCGAAUCCUCGCAGGACUCGGUGAGCAUCCUGAGGCAGUAUACGGCCUGUGACAUUUCGGAUGCGCUGCUUCGCCUGAAGGUGCCUGGUGCCGGGUUUCUUGCCGACGUCGAUCCUUACAGCCAACCAGAGGCAACCGACGCCACCGUAACUAUUGCUCCGGCGUCGACUGUGUUGUUUGCUCCCAAGGGCGUAACGUUGGAAAACCCGCCCAAGAACGUUCCUUCCGAUACCAACUGGUCUGACAUUACCGAACCUGGUACAAUUGUGAUCCUGAAGCAGCCCGAUGGCCAGAGGAAUGCUGUAUGCGGCGGCAUCAUGGCGCUUCGCAUGAAAGUGCGUGGCGCAAAGGGCAUUGUGACCAUUGGAAGGAUUAGAGAUCUUGAAGAGCUAAGGAGUACUGGUUUGCCGAUAUGGGCCAGAGGACGGUCGACGGUGGGAGCUGGGGCUGGGAGUGUCCCAUGGGCAGUACAGGUACCUCUCGAGGUAGACGGUACUAUUAUCAACCCUGGUGACCUUGUAUUCUGCGACCCCGCCAACGGCGUUGUGGUUAUCCCACAGGGUAAGGUCGGCGAUGUCGUCGACCUGCUGCCCAAGCUUACUGCCGCCGACGAUAGGGUGAAGGAGGCCGUUGCUAGUGGCAUGUCAGUGCAUGAAGCGUUUAAGACACACCGGGGCAAGCUCUAG
Molecule: messenger RNA, 705 nt
Organism: Scedosporium apiospermum
Lineage: Eukaryota; Fungi; Ascomycota; Sordariomycetes; Microascales; Microascaceae
Product: DlpA domain-containing protein
Exons: 2
Coding region: 1-705 (234 amino acids)
Source: RefSeq, a predicted model, not a curated record